AUGUCGCAAAAGGUAAUUGCCCAUAAACGAGAGCCUACAGGCUCUCUUCUUAAACAGAGGAUAAGUUCUAUAUCAUCGGACACAAUUGGACAGACAACUGAUGAGAACAAGAAGGCAAGAGUGUUAGAAAAAAAGGACGAUAGUAUAAAAAAGAAACAAAGCCCCGAGGAUAGGUCAAAGUCCAGAAGAAAAGCAUUGCGAGAUUUUUACAAACUGCGAGAUCAGCAACAGCGGAUGCUAAACGAUAAUGUUGAGAAUACUUCGAAAGAGAAACCCCAAACAAAUGGAAAAGAACGGGUGUCGGAGGAACAUUUAAAGUCACUCGAACUAACACCAGAGACAUUUGAUGAAUAUGUCUCAAAGGUUGAUUUCGUACAGUUACUACUGAAGGAGGACGAAAUAUUAGAGGAGUUAGGAAAUAAUCAAAGUGAGACCAAAUCAAUCGUUUAUAAUAAUUACUACGAGCUUAUCAAGAUCAACGACAUCUUGAUGAGCAUGAAAGAGAAGAGUAACAAUGCCAUACGAUCUUCUGGAGGAAAACCAGUGAAGGAAAGUCUGCUCAAUGUGAAAAAAAAUCUACAGAUACUUGAACAGCUCGAUAAAGAUGUUUUUGGAAGCAUAGACGAGAGCUUAAGAAAGAAGAAAAAUGACAUCGAAAAAGCACAAGCAAUAUGUCAUGGCAUCAAUAGAUUGAUGUUGUCUGAUCUGAUAUCGAAGGAUCUUGUUCAGAGGAUUGAUGAUGUUCUUCCACGUCUGAAAAACGAGUCUCUUAUACUUCAAUUGAAUGAAUUGAAAGAACGAGGAAAUGUGCGGGACAAGUAA
Molecule: messenger RNA, 822 nt
Organism: Brettanomyces bruxellensis
Lineage: Eukaryota; Fungi; Ascomycota; Pichiomycetes; Pichiales; Pichiaceae
Exons: 1
Coding region: 1-822 (273 amino acids)
Source: RefSeq, a predicted model, not a curated record